This is a messenger RNA of Habropoda laboriosa, 666 nucleotides long. It is a transcript of the gene kappaB-Ras, whose product is annotated as NF-kappa-B inhibitor-interacting Ras-like protein. The record is from RefSeq and is a predicted model, not a curated record. Gene Ontology annotation, molecular function: GTPase activity; GTP binding. The coding region runs from base 61 to 666 and encodes 201 amino acids. The transcript has 2 exons. Gene Ontology annotation, biological process: canonical NF-kappaB signal transduction. NCBI's taxonomy places the organism in Eukaryota, Metazoa, Arthropoda, Insecta, Hymenoptera, Apidae.
CUAGCAUGAAAGUUUUAACAGUUAAAUUAAAUAAUAACAUAAUUUAAGUGAAAAGUGAACAUGGGAAAAACAACAAAAGUAGUUGUUUGUGGAAUGAAAGGUGUCGGAAAGACUGCGCUGUUGGAGCAACUCAUUUAUGGGAAUGUCAAUGUCAAGACAGAAAUUCAUCCUACGAUCGAGGAUAUUUAUGUAGCGAAUAUAGAAACGGAUCGCGGCACGAAGGAAAAAGUGCGAUUUUAUGACACAGCGGGACUGGAAUCUCUUCAAAAUAAUGCGAAUAAUCAACAACUUCCACGACAUUAUCUUGGUUUCGCUGAUGGAUACGUCUUAGUUUACGAUACCGCGAAACCCGAAUCCUUAGAUGUAUUGUUUCCAUUGAAAAAAGACAUCGACAGAAAUAAAGAUAAGAAGGAAAUAACCGUGAUUGUCGUUGGAAAUAGAACUAAGGCUGAAGAGGAAUCUCACAGUUUGGAAAAUACUGCAAGUAAGGCUGCAAAUUGGUGUACUAGAGAGAAACUGAAACACUACGAAGUGAAUGUCAUGGAUAGGCUAAGCCUGCUUGAUGCAUUUGUUCACCUGUCCUCCAGAUUAAAUCCUCCUACCAAUAAAAGCACAUUCCCACAGUUGAGUAUGGGUAGAAAAAAUGUGAAAGUCGAUGGACCUUAA